AUGAGCGCCAAUGUGGGAAAAGACCGUUCGUCCUCGGACGCUGACGUCCCAUCGGACCAGAAGGUCGCCGCCUCUUCUGUGGUGUCGACCGAUGGCAUACCUUCUCCGACGGAUACUGGAGAUUCAUCCAUCAUCCAGCAGAAGCCUAAGAAAACAUGGAAGUCCUAUGUCUGGGACACGCUCGACAAAUCGCCCGAAGAGCGCAAGUUCCUCUUCAAACUCGAUGCUGUGUUGCUUACCAUGGCCUCACUCGGAUAUUUCAUCAAGUACCUUGAUCAAAUCAAUAUCAACAACGCCUUCGUCUCUGGCAUGCGGGAAGACUUGGGCCUUUAUGGAAACGAGCUCAACUACAUGCAAACCUUUUGGACCGUGGGAUACGUCAUUGGCGAGAUUCCAAGCAACCUGCUCCUCACCAAGGUCCGCCCUUCCCUGUGGAUCCCCGCCUGCGAAGUGACCUGGUCUGUCUUGACUAUCCUUCUGGCCAAGUGCACAAACGCAAAGCAAAUCUACGCCCUCCGCUUCUUCAUCGGCCUGGCCGAGUCCACGUUCUACCCGGGUAUGCAGUACAUUAUCGGCAGCUGGUACCGCUCCGACGAGCUCGCCAAGCGCAGCUGCAUCUUCCACGUCAGCGGCGCCAUCGGUACCAUGUUCUCCGGCUACCUCAUGGCAGCGGUCUACCACUUGGACGGCGUGCACGGCUAUCACGGGUGGCAGUGGCUCUUCAUCAUCAACACGGUCAUCUCCCUGCCGAUCGCCAUGGCCGGUUUCUUCCUGUUCCCCGACCUGCCCGAGAUCACGCGCGCGUGGUAUUUCACCAAGGACGAUAUCGCCAUGGCCCAGAAGCGCAUGCAGCUCGAGGGCCGCGCCAACAGGGCCCCCUUCACCAAGAAGAAGGUCAAGAAGAUCUUCACGAGCUGGCACAUCUACUGGCUCACCGCCCUGUACAUCUUCUUCAACAACGGCUGCGGGACCGGGGCGCAGCCCGCCUUUCAGCUGUGGCUCAAGGAGGAAGGGUACAGCGUCGCGCAGAUCAAUACGUUCCCGACCAUCACGGCGGCCAUCACCGUCGUCACAACCCUGAUCUACGCGUGGACGAGCGACAGCGUCUUCAAGGGGGCCAGGUGGCCUGCGAUUGUCUUCUCGGGUGUCGUCAACAUUUUCGCCAACGUCAGUCUGACCGUCUGGAGCAUCCCCGUCGGCCUAAAGUGGGCGAGUUUCUUCCUAGUGGGCUUUGCGGGCGGCAUCAGUGGCCUGACCUUUGCCUGGGCGCACGAGAUUUGCAAGGACGACAACGAGGAACGCGCCCUGGUGACGGCGACCAUGAAUGAGAUGGCCUAUGUCGUGCAGGCUUGGCUUCCUCUGCUCAUCUGGCAGCAGGUAGAGGCGCCGAGGUACCCCAAAGGUUAUUCGACCAUGGUCGGGAUUUCUGUCUGUCUCAUUGGGACGGCGUUUAUUAUCCGGUUCCUCCACAAGAGGGAACUCAGGGGUAAGAACAUCAAUGUCGCUUGA
Molecule: messenger RNA, 1509 nt
Organism: Verticillium alfalfae VaMs.102
Lineage: Eukaryota; Fungi; Ascomycota; Sordariomycetes; Glomerellales; Plectosphaerellaceae
Product: pantothenate transporter liz1
Exons: 2
Coding region: 1-1509 (502 amino acids)
Biological process (GO): transmembrane transport
Cellular component (GO): membrane
Molecular function (GO): transmembrane transporter activity
Source: RefSeq, a predicted model, not a curated record